Girardinichthys multiradiatus is the source of this 684-nucleotide messenger RNA. RefSeq names its product extensin-like. The transcript has a single exon. The record is from RefSeq and is a predicted model, not a curated record. Bases 1 to 684 code for a protein of 227 amino acids. Lineage: Eukaryota; Metazoa; Chordata; Actinopteri; Cyprinodontiformes; Goodeidae.
AUGCACGCCCCACAGACAAACGAGCCGAGACCCCCUGGGGCAGCCAGGCAGUCAAGCAGACCCUGUGAUGCACCACCCCGCAAUCCACCGUGCCCACGGGAAAGAAACCAGCCUAAUAAGCAAAAGGGUGGCAAAGAAAGGCCACAGCAUGCACAGCAAAGAGGCCACAUCCCCCCCAGGAUGCAGAACCACCAACAUCCAUGCCAGCCAGGCAGAAACGACAGAGCCAAGCCAAGCUGCGGUUCCCCCCGGGCCAAAGCCACAGCAACACCACACAUCCUUCCAUACAUCGGUAGGGUCAUGGUGAAGACCACCAACCCUAAGCACACACCACCCACCAAGAACCACCCAGCAGACAAGCAAACCCCACCUCAGCAUAAGGCUGAGAAGCCCGAUGCAACCGCAGAGCCCAGCGACGCCCGCCCUGCCAUACAAAACAUGGAGGCCAGAGCCGUCACCCACAGGACCACCACCCCGACACCACAGCAUGCCAAACAGCGGAGGACAGAACACAGCAAUGAGCACCCAAAGCAGAAGCCAUGUACAAAGCCCACACCAUGCAAGUGUGCCCCCACCAGCCCUCCAAAAACAAAGGCCCCUGCAAAAGUGCACCCCCAUGAGAAGAAGACCUAUAGCAUCCAGGUCCAAGAACAUGGCCGACCCCUAUACCCCUGCCUGAAGUAG